AUGCUUUAUGGAUGGACGUCACCACCACGACCAGCAGCUCCUCGACCGGCUCCUCCACCUGUACCAGCACUGCCGAAAAUUACGACUAAAAAACAUGAACCAUCUCCGUCAUUGAAGUCAACAAAAUCACAGCCAGAAGAAGAUGCUUGGACACAAUUUAAAAAACUCACGGAAAAAACAAAUAUUGCAGUAAAAACAACGGAGGAAAAACUAAAGGAAUUAAGCAUAUCAAGCGCUGCUCAGGAUAUUAAGGAUGAAAGCUAUAUUGCACAAAUUGGGUUGCAAUACCGAGUCCAACAAGAGAUCAGUGGUCAUAUAGGGACAAGGAAUGGCAAAUCUGGUAAGAGGAUUAAACCGCAGAAUGAAAGGAAAUCUAGCUUGGAUGCUACACCCGCUGAACAGUCCAAUAUGGACAAAGCAGCUGAAGAAUUGGCUAAAAAAAUGGCAGCACUAAGACCAGAAUUACAAGAUUACGAUCCGUUUGUUGUAAAGUCUGCAAAAGAGUUCGUGGAAGAAGCUAAAAAUAGAGCUGCUACUGAAGCAGUUGCUACCGAAGUGCAAGACGAUCUUAAUCGAAAAAGUGCUUCGAGCACCCCUACACAGGAAGGUGGUAGUCCAUCCAGCUCCCGACCUGCAGGCUUUGAAGAUGAGUUUCAAGUUGAGGACGAUGCAAUGAGUACAUCUAGUCCUUUGUAUGACGAAGACGAUAGUCAAGAACUCACCGAGUUUCCAGCUAAAUUCGUUGGAGAAGGGUGGAAUUUAAUGAUUCGAUAUCCUAUUAAAAAGAAGAUCAUGGGAGAUAGAUACUGGAAAACAUGUUUUGUAAAAUUGCUGGAGAAUAUGUUACAAAUAUACGCAUCUCGAUCUGAUCAAAAACCUAUUCUUGAGAUUUUACUUCAGGCGACUUACUCUCUUUCUGAUACUACGUUGCAAGCCUAUGACAUUUAUGGCAAAAUUCAUACUGUUAAAUUGCAAUAUGUCUUAUAUAAGGAAAAAGUAGGAAUAAGGCCAGGUCAAAUUUCACGCCUGGUGGAAGGACAUAUUACAAAAUACGGUCUUCCUCUUGAACACUCUGCUCAGUGUACCAUUUUGCUAAAAUUCGGAUCGUUAAAUGCCAUCGAACUGUCGACGUUUGUUACUACAAUAGAGGAUGUCCUGUUUAAAUGUGUUGCCAAAAGAGACACGGUUCCACUUUAUAAACAAGAUGAGAUUCAGAUCCACUGUUAUGACGAAUAUUCUGCAUAUGUGGAUAAAAAUAAUUUACUAAUCGACCAAAAAGCCCGUGUUAGAUUAUUUUGCUUGGCUUUUGUGUCAGGUUCGCCUUAUCUUGAAAUCGGUCUAAAUGAUCGCAGAAGACAAGGAAAGGAAAUUGUGCGGAGAAAAGACAUUCUUCCAAUGUACACCGAGCGUUGGAUACGGUUCGAAAAUGUCGAAUUCCACAACACAGUUGAUACGACGACAUUUGAAUCGGAACAUGUCAUUAAGUUUUCGCCUCCCGAUGGAUGUUUUUUUGAAGUAAUGCGUUUUCGAGUGCGACCACCAAAGAAUCGCGAAAAGCCUCUAUCAGUGAAAUGUUUAAUGAAAAUAGCUGGCUCAAAAAUAGAAAUAAGGAUUACUGCAAUGGCUGCAGCCCAAGCAGAAAAAUCUAAAGGAGGAAAGUAUAGCAAGCGCCAAGUUCCAUGCGAAGAUAUACAGAUUAGAUUUCCUAUACCUGAAGCCUGGAUAUACCUUUUCAGAGAGGAACGUCAUUGGGGUGUCGGUUCAGUUCAUGCAAAGGUUCGAAGACCUGGUAAAGUGAAGAACCUGAAAGAUAGGUUGAUGGGUGCUGUGCAAAAUGUGGAAGAUUCAUUAAUCGAAGCAGCUAUCGGCGAUGCAAAGUAUGAGCAUGUAUAUCGGGCUCUUGUAUGGAGGAUACCUCGUCUUCCAGAAAAGCAUCAUGGUGCUUAUAAAGAACAUCUAUUACGCUGUCGUUUUGAGCUUUCAUCGUUUGAUUUAAUGCCGGAAGCCUUUCUUCCAACAUGUGAUGUCGAAUUUACAAUGCCGUUGGCUAUGAUCAGCAAUACGGUUGUUCGGUCUGUUAGUGUUGAGCAACAUGACGAUAGUGAUCGAGUUGAAAAAUUCGUGAGAUACGUUGCUAAAUGUAGUUACAAGUUUGAAAUCGAUUACAUUCAAUGCAGCGAUUUGGACAUGGAUACAAUUAUGGACCAGACCUUUGUCAAUCCGAAAUUUUCUGACGCUGGUAUUCCUCAUCUGCACAAACCUGCUUUUAAUCCGAAUGAGAUCAAUGAUUUACAUGGAGGAUAUGGUAUUGAUUUCACUGAUACUGAGAUGGGAAAAGCAAGACCUGAAGAUAAAAAUGUCGAUUCCAGUAGCGACGAGGAAGAAGAGAAAAACAAAAUGCCUAUCAUACAGAUUGAUAUGAAAAACUAUGGAUAUUAG
This is a messenger RNA of Dracunculus medinensis (Guinea worm), 2439 nucleotides long. Lineage: Eukaryota; Metazoa; Nematoda; Chromadorea; Rhabditida; Dracunculidae. The record is from the annotation of a GenBank genome assembly.